Molecule: messenger RNA, 1137 nt
Organism: Myzus persicae (green peach aphid)
Lineage: Eukaryota; Metazoa; Arthropoda; Insecta; Hemiptera; Aphididae
Product: nucleosome assembly protein 1-like 1-A
Exons: 1
Coding region: 193-1101 (302 amino acids)
Biological process (GO): nucleosome assembly
Cellular component (GO): nucleus; chromatin
Molecular function (GO): histone binding; chromatin binding
Source: RefSeq, a predicted model, not a curated record
UUUUUAAAUAAAUAAUAUAAUAAUAAAAAUAUUUUGGUUACAAAAAGUUGUGUUCUGUUUGAUUUGAUCCAUCUAUUUUUCUGAAAGUAAUAUUAAUAUUAUUAGUGAUCAGAGCGUGCCAUACCGAUAGAUUGUCAGCUAUUAAUUGUAAUAUUUUGACAAAAGCCAAUAAAAAAAUACGUCGUGUGAAAAAUGAUUGCAGAAGAAGAUAGUUUUGAUGGCUCAGCGAUUGAUUCCAAUCCUUUACUGAAGAAGAAACAAAGGAUUUCAAAAUUAAAAAUUAGUUCACCGUUAAUAAAAAGACGGGUGCGUGCUUUAAAAAAUCUUAUUACAGCGCAGGUUGAAAUUGAAUUAAAAUUUAAUGCUGAAGUUCAUCUUCUCAAAUGCAAAUUUCAAAAAGAGUACGAGCCAUUUUUUAAUUUACGAAGGGAUCUAAUUCAAGGCAAGUAUGAACCUGUUAAAGAAGAAUACGGUUCAUCUACAGAUGAAGACGGUGGCAAUGAACUAGUUCCUAGACAUGACAAAGGACGGAAAAUGGUACGCGAAGCCAAAAAAGAAACAGUGCCGGGGAUUCCCAACUUUUGGCUUACUUUCACGAGGAAUUCAUUAGUUCAUAUGCACAAGGGUGAAAUACAACCUCACGAUGUACCAAUACUCAGUCAUUUGACAGAUAUCAGAGUUAAUCGGUCGGAAAAAUAUAUCGGGUAUACUAUGGAAUUCUACUUCGCACCCAAUGAGUGGUUCACCAAUAACGUGUUGGUCGUUACGUAUGAAGAGACAUAUUUGCACAAAAUAUUUCAUAAUAUUCAGUAUGUUCUAUUACCACAUAAAGAAAAAGUCAUAUUCGUGAGUACAGGCUGUGAAAUUCAUUGGAAUGAGGGGAAAAAUGUGACAGAAACUGUUAAGGGUCCAUCAUUCUUCAAAUUAUUCAACACUUAUGAAAACAUAACCUUAUCGAAUAUUUUAGGAUAUUUUAAUCACGAAUACUGCGAAAAGAUGAUUGCUAAUGCUGUAGAAUAUUAUUUAGACCCAACCAUUAAUUGUUAUUUUUCUGACGAUAACGAAGCAGAAGUGUCCGAUUCUUUUGAAGGGACGGAUUGAUAACGCGUUUUAAUUUGCCUAUGUUAACGAAAUAAG